Messenger RNA from Chanos chanos (milkfish), 1413 nucleotides. RefSeq names its product regulator of G protein signaling 11 (gene rgs11). The coding region runs from base 1 to 1413 and encodes 470 amino acids. Lineage: Eukaryota; Metazoa; Chordata; Actinopteri; Gonorynchiformes; Chanidae. The transcript is spliced from 17 exons. Gene Ontology annotation, molecular function: GTPase activator activity. The record is from RefSeq and is a predicted model, not a curated record. Gene Ontology annotation, cellular component: neuron projection; cytoplasm; plasma membrane. Gene Ontology annotation, biological process: intracellular signal transduction; G protein-coupled receptor signaling pathway; positive regulation of GTPase activity.
AUGACCAUCAAUGCACUCAACCAGAAUGGGUUCCAACGAGAACAAAUGCCCUGCUUGACCAAGAUGGAGCGUAUGAUUGUGGCCAUGCAAGACCCAGAUAUGGGUAUGAAGAUGAGAAAUCAGCGACUCCUAAUAACAGUAAUCCCCCACGCUAUGACCGGAAUUGACAUUGUGGAGUGGCUAAUUCAGAAGUACUCCAUAUGUGAAGAAGAGGCGCUUCAUUUAGGGAACCUUCUAGUGAAAUUUGGCUACAUAUACCCACUGAGGGAGCCCAGGAAUCUCUGUUUGAAACCAGAUGAGUCACCUUACCGUUUUCAGACACCGUAUUACUGGACCACAACCUGCUGGCCGGCCACUGAACUAGACUAUGCCAUCUAUUUGGCAAAGAAGAACAUUCGUAAACAAGGCGAACUGAUUGAGUAUGAAAAGGAGAGUUAUAAUGCUUUGCAUAAGCGGAUAAAUCACACCUGGGACUUUGUGGUGAUGCAGGCAAGAGAGCAGCUCAGAGCCUCUAAACAACGGCGGAAGGCUGAUCGCAUUGUGCUAGAAUGCCAGGAACAAGCUUAUUGGCUUGUCAACAGACCUCCACCUGGUGUAAUGAAUGUCCUGGAACAGGGACCAGAGAGAAAGAAUAACCUGAACACACGAGUGCAACUGAAUGCAGAAUUCUACAAAAAAGAGAUUGAACAGAACAGGAGAGGCAUUGGAAGAAAUCGAGUGAAAUCAUCCAUCUGCCUAGAGAGUUUUGUUAAGUUCUGUGAGCAGUACCAGGCCCAUGACCCCAUAAUGCAGGGCAGUCUUCCCAGCAACCCCUGGAUCACAGACGACAUCAUGUUCUGGAAUAUGAACUCUGACACGGUUGCCAUGCCAACUAAACUGCGUGUGGAGCGUUGGAGUUUCAGCUUCAUGGAACUACUGAAUGACCCACUGGGCCGAAAAGAACUCCUCAGAUACCUGGAGAAAGAGUUUAGCGCGGAGAACUUGUGUUUCUGGCAGGCGUGCGAAGACGUCCGUCACGGUGAAACUUCAAAAAUCCCUGAGAAAGUGGACGAGGUUUACAAGCAGUUCUUGGCCCCUGGUGCAAGUCGAUGGGUAAACAUUGACAGUAAGACAAUGGAGAAGACUUUAGAAGGCAUCAAACGACCUCAUCGUUUUGUCUUAGAUGACGCCCAGUUGCACAUUUAUUUCCUCAUGAAGAAGGACUCUUAUCCUCGCUACCUGAAAUCUGACCUGUACAAGAACUUGCUGGCCAAGGCCAUUGUACCACAAGAGACCAAAAAGAGUGUGUUUCCCUUUAUGAGACGCCAGCGUCACUCCAGCCCUUCACCUGCUUUAGUUCCCUCAGGAGGAGAGGAUGAUGGGAAAGCAAAAUCCUCUGGUGCUGCACCAACAAAGAUCAACUCCAGCUCCUAG